GCAUCUUCCCUCCCUCUGUAAAGCUUCACCUCCUCCUUUCUCCUCCCACUCUCUUCCUCCCUCCACACCUCUCUCUCAUCUUCCACCAUUCCCUGCUUCAUCCUUCUAUCCUCACUCACUUGAACUCUGUUAGGUGUGCUGUGAAGUCCAGUGGAGCUUCUGCCUUUUACCUUCAAGAUGUCCUGGGCUCGAGUCUUUGUCCUGUCUGUUCUCACCACCCUCUUUGUCAUUACCUUUUUCAGCCUGGUGGAAGGUGCAGCAGUACGGGAUGACUCAAAAGCAUCAGAUGCUAAAGGUGCUGCACAGCAGGUUUUUAUGCCCGAGUCAGACGCCUCCAACUUUUUCAAACGCCGCAAUCGGCGCUCAGUCCGAUACUACGAGUUCCUAGCUGAGCAGAGGGUGAAAAUGGCAGCCGAUGAGCGCAGGAGGGAGUACAAUGAGGAACAAAGGAACGAAUACGAGAACUAUGUUGAGGAGGACAGAGACGAGGUCAAUGAGAGGUCAAGAGAGACAAAUGAGCAGUUCCGUGAGUUUCAUUACGAUGGUCUCUCUCCUCGCUACUACUGGUUCCACUAAGCAUCCCCAAUCACAGAGAGCUGGACAACAGCAGCUCUCACUGCCACAACCUUUACCCCGUACUGAAGGUGACAACCUGACUCUGUCUGAGCGCAAGUCGUUUCUGUAUUUGUCCCACUUUAAU
Messenger RNA from Pelmatolapia mariae (spotted tilapia), 700 nucleotides. It is a transcript of the gene ucmaa, whose product is annotated as upper zone of growth plate and cartilage matrix associated a. Gene Ontology annotation, cellular component: extracellular matrix. Gene Ontology annotation, biological process: embryonic skeletal system development; regulation of osteoblast differentiation. The transcript is spliced from 5 exons. Bases 178 to 576 code for a protein of 132 amino acids. The record is from RefSeq and is a predicted model, not a curated record. NCBI's taxonomy places the organism in Eukaryota, Metazoa, Chordata, Actinopteri, Cichliformes, Cichlidae.